Messenger RNA from Drosophila nasuta, 734 nucleotides. RefSeq lists its product as uncharacterized. NCBI's taxonomy places the organism in Eukaryota, Metazoa, Arthropoda, Insecta, Diptera, Drosophilidae. The record is from RefSeq and is a predicted model, not a curated record. Bases 242 to 682 code for a protein of 146 amino acids. The transcript is spliced from 2 exons.
CCUCAAAAUAGAUCAAUACUAAUCGCUUUUUACCCAAUAAUCCUAAUUAGGAUGAUGGACUUUUCCACAUCACUUCUGUGACAAAUCACCCGCUAAAAUCGAUACAAAACGCCCAAGCUCGAUUGUAAAAUACAAAUGUAAUAAACACAGAUCAGUGGGUAAUUUCUCGCAUCGAUAACUAAGCAUCAUUGAGUAUAAAGCUCUCGGCAAAGUGAGAUUAACAAACAGUACGUCUGUAAAAAUGCAAUCGAUUAUUAUCUCUAUCUUUCUGCUGGGAUUGUCGUCCAUCGGGGCACAUCCAAUACUGGAAACAAAUGUCUAUCAAAGGAUAAAUAGCACAACUUAUGGACAAGGAAAAGAUCAGACAGCUCUACACAUAACAAAUCUUGAAAAGGCUGCAAAAUUAGAGCAGAACCACACAAUUCAAUCAAAAAUGUUAAUACUGAAAAAACAUUCUACAAAGUCAAUGAAUGAUACCGUUGAAAUGCCAAUCUUCUGCAAUUUUACAAUAUCUCUGAUGGGUGCGAAUUUAACUAAAGCAGUGCGAAUAACUCCUAGUGAAAUACCUUUAGUGGAUAUGAAUAAUAAGAAAAAGGUGCCAACUAAUGAUACUAAUAUAAUGCCCUGUGGAUUUGACACUAAAUUAAGCGCAACAGCUCUAAAGGUGAUUGCAGGUGGUUAAGUCUACAUUAAUUAUUGUAAUUUAGAGAAUUAAUUAAUAAUAAAGUGCACUU